Vespula pensylvanica (western yellowjacket) is the source of this 3460-nucleotide messenger RNA. Its product is annotated as solute carrier family 41 member 1-like. NCBI's taxonomy places the organism in Eukaryota, Metazoa, Arthropoda, Insecta, Hymenoptera, Vespidae. Gene Ontology annotation, cellular component: plasma membrane. Gene Ontology annotation, molecular function: monoatomic cation transmembrane transporter activity. The record is from RefSeq and is a predicted model, not a curated record. Gene Ontology annotation, biological process: monoatomic cation transport. Bases 356 to 1891 code for a protein of 511 amino acids. The transcript has 7 exons.
AUCGAAAAAGCAUCGUGAGCUUGUCGGUGAAGAGUCGUCAAGCCGGCGUGAGUCUCGGUUAACGUCUCGUUCGACAACGAUUAUCGUUGACGUUGGUUCUUCGAUUGCUACGAAUACGAGACAAAAAGUGAAGAGAGAGAGGAAAGAGAGAGAGAAAAAGAAAGAGGGAUAGAGAUAGAGAUAGAUAGGGAAGGACCCGCCAUUUUCUCCCUCUCCAAAGGAGCCCUUUUUUUUCGCCUCUUCGUGUCAGAACCAUAGCCCCAUGCUCGACGACCGAUGGAGAAGCGCCAAGAGCUUAAAAGAUCUGAUCGCUUGUUCGAGUACUCGUUAAUUUUCGAAAAGGAAAAAAGCGAGAAUGAGUCAUGUCGAGCUUCGAAAACGAGAUUUACGAAAAAACAACGUUCGUCGUAAAAGUAUAGAAGGAAAUUUUGGAUUCCAAAAAAUGGUUGGCCUAGGUAGCGAAGAAUUACUUGGUUCCGAUAUUGCCGAUAUCGCUAUGGAAUUGGAGAUUAAUUCUGACGAUGAAAGCGAGGAAAGCGAUAAGCAGAGAUUAAUACGAUCUUCUAUCACGAACGAAGCUGUUAAUAAUCAUAUAAAAAAGUUAACCACUCAGAAAGUUCAAGUUACAACAGAGGAUGACAACGUUUGGUCCAUAUCUAUUCAAAUGUUUAUACCGUUCCUACUUGCUGGUUUUGGUAUGGUCGCAGCUAGCCUUCUAUUAGAUGUUGUUCAACACUGGCCCGUCUAUCAAAUUGUUUCAGAAGUGUAUAUAUUAGUCCCAGCAUUGUUAGGUUUGAAAGGAAAUUUGGAGAUGACAUUGGCUUCGCGCUUGUCCACUCAGGCCAAUUUAGGUCAUAUGGAUACGAAGAAACAACAAUGGACACUGAUCGUUGGAAAUUUGGCUUUGAUACAAUGUCAAGCCAUGGUGGUAGGCCUUUUGGCAUCAUUGGCUGCUGUUGUACUUGGUUGGGUUCCAGAAGCGCAUUUCGAUAUGCAUCAUGGACUUUUAUUAUGCGCUAGUGCCUUGGUUACUGCUUCUGUAGCGAGCUUCUUUUUGGGACUUGUAAUGGUCGCAGUAAUAUUAUUCUCAAGACACAUGAACAUUAAUCCUGAUAACGUGGCUACGCCAAUUGCAGCUUCUCUAGGAGAUCUAACCACUCUAGCUCUCCUGUCAUGGAUCGCUUCUAUCUUGUAUCAUUCGAUAGAUAAUGCUCCAUGGAUAGCGCCAACUUUAAUAUUUUUCUGCAUCGUGGCAACGCCUAUUUGGGGUUACGUCGCAGCAAAAAAUCCGUUUACUAAAGAAGUAUUGGAUUAUGGCUGGACCCCUGUGAUAUCUGCUAUGCUUAUUAGCAGCUUAGGUGGUCUGAUAUUAGAUUACACGAUAUCCAGCUAUAAAGGAAUAGCUGUUUUUCAAUUAGUUAUAAAUGGAGUCGGAGGGAACCUCGUUGCCGUCCAAGCUAGUAGAAUUUCUACAUCGUUACAUAAAGAUUUUCGAGCGGGCAGCCAAAUUGCGCCUACUAUUUGUAUAAGUCCGUUUCAUGCGUUUUUUGCUAAAGGAGGACAUGCUAGGACUGCUAGAGUUCUAUUAAUGAUGGUUAUACCUGGCCAUUUGAUAUUUAGUUAUACCAUAAGUUAUCUACAAGCUGGCCAUACAUCUUUUACACCUAUAUUUAUUGUCGCGUACUUGACGGUUGCAUUGUUGCAGGUAGUUUUAUUAUUGUACAUUGCUCAACUAAUGGUAGUUUGGAUGUGGACAAGAGGUAUGGAUCCUGAUAGUUCAGCGAUUCCAUACUUGACUGCUGCAGGUGAUCUGAUAGGAACUGCACUCCUUGGAAUCGCUUUCCAUAUACUUUAUGCUAUCGGAGAUGGUGAUUCGGACGUAGGAGACUGAUUUUUUUACAUCUACUAUCAAUGAAAUUGUCAACGGCGCAACUAUAUCGAAGUCUUUCGUAACGCAAUCAAUAUACAAAUCUUCAUGAGAAAGUUCAAACACUUUUAGAGUGAAAAGAAAAAAGACAAGCAAUGAACGAAUGAACGAACGAACGAACGAACGACCGAACGAAUGAACGAAUGAAUGAAUAAAUGAAUGAAUAUCAUUGACAUAUAAUUAAUAAGCCUAAGCUAUAACGCAUUUUCAUUCAUCGUUAUACACGAUCGAUGUCUUUUCGAAUUCGUAUUAAAAUUAUGGAUAAGAUUAUUACAGAGAGAAAGUAUAUAUUUCAAAGUAUCGAUAUUAAUCGUCUAUGCUACGAAAGAGUUUUAGACUGAUUUUAAAAUGCUGAUCAAUUUUCUAAUAAGAUAUUUCCAAUUUAAUCGAUCACGUUAAAAAGAUAAUUCAACUUUAUAGAUAGAGCAACAAAGUUUUUUUUUUUUUUUUAAUAUAAAUAUGAAUUAUCGUAAGAAUCGAAAGCAAUGAGAUAAAGAUAAUCAGAGUACAUUUUAAGAGUUUUAUACUCUUUUUAUAAAUUACAUUACAUAACUUGUAAAUAUUGGUAUAAAUAUUUAUCUACUUGUAUAUCCGGGCUUAAUAGAUUUACACAUGCGAACGACAUAUUUUUUCAAGUAUUAGUGAGUGGAAAAUUACGAAAAAGAAAAAAGAAAAAGAAAAGGGGAGCCAUAAUGGAUAGAAAGAUAUCGAUAUAAGUUGAUACGUGAUUAACAUUUAUAUUAGUGUACAGAAACGUUUCGCAUUGAUCACGCACUUUGAAGCGUAUUUGUAUAGACAUUUCCUGAUGACGUCGAUUUGACGUGCGGUAUAUUAGAGCUUAAAUUGUGUUCAUAAUCGAGAAGAAGGUCAAAUUUCCCCCAUAUAUUUUUUUUUGUUAUAUACGUAAUACAUGCAAAAUAUGCCAUAUACAUAUAAUAAUCUAUAUACGAUGUUAAACAAAAUUUAUGUUUUAUUAUAUUUCACACAUAGCAACAAAAAAUACUGUUCGUCCUAUUAUUUUUUUUUAAGAUUAUUAAAUCAUAUGAAUAGAAGUUAUUAGAUAGCAAAAACAAGAAAAUAUGAAAUUCUUUUUGUUUGAUGCAAUAUCAUUGUAACAAUCACACGUGAUAAUAUAUACGCACACAUAUACAGAUACACGUACACACGAGUAUUCAUUGAAAGCACGGAUGCUUUUAAUUAUCUUUUCAACGAUUUGCUUUGUGAAAUACUUGUAGAAAUUAGAAACUUGGAUGUCAAGGAUCAUCCUACGAAGUAUAUAAAGCAGCGUGUGUACGAUACGCUUUAAAUCUAAGCGUAUUAUCACUAUGUAUGUGUGUGUAUAUAUAUAUAUAAUAUAUACGUAUGUGGGCGAACGUCACCUAAAUUGGAGCCUCGUUAGCUGUUUAAAGGCUGCAGCAUCAGUAUCAUUGAUCCUUUUGUUUCAAGAUGAACCAAAUCAUUCAUAAAAAUUAAAAGAAGCAAAGUAUAUUUUCCUGAAUUAAUUCAACAAUAAAUAUUAUAUUUGCAAACGUA